Messenger RNA from Neoarius graeffei (lesser salmon catfish), 2772 nucleotides. RefSeq names its product kelch-like family member 23 (gene klhl23). Lineage: Eukaryota; Metazoa; Chordata; Actinopteri; Siluriformes; Ariidae. The record is from RefSeq and is a predicted model, not a curated record. Gene Ontology annotation, molecular function: protein binding. The coding region runs from base 365 to 2038 and encodes 557 amino acids. The transcript has 3 exons.
UGUAACAACAUAAUCAAUGUAAUUCAUUUUAACUGUCCAUGUUUUUCAUGUUACGGCUGAUCGGUGUAGAUUGAGAACACAAAAGUAUCUAGAGUACUUGUUAUUGGAUCUUAAAAUCUUCGACUCUUCCGCCACAGACUAAAUAAAAUGGUGGCCUCUUCUUUAAUGUACCGUGACAUGACUUGCUUUUUAUUGUUUAUAGAGGCCUAAAUAGUCAUAUGACUGAUUUUACCCAGUGGUUCUUCUUGCCCUGUUUUGUCGUACACUGGUUGCUGUACUCUGUAAAAUGUCACUAUGAACAAGCAUUCUGAUAAUCUGUAAUGUAACAAAAACACUGUAUUUUCCCAGUUACUGCUUCUAAAUCAUGUCAUCCAAGGAUGAAGAAAGUUACACGUAUGAAUUUUGCGAUGAAGAUCAUCCAUCCAAAACCCUGGGAGCUCUUCGGGAGUUUUAUGCUUGUGGUCUGUUUGCUGACAUCACGCUCCAGUGUUGUACAGGACAGAUGUUUCACUGUCACAAGGCCUUGCUGUCAGCUCGCAGCGCCUACUUUAAAGUCAUGUUCACCUCAGACAUGAAAGAACGUUCAAACGUCAUUAUCAACCUGCCUGGCAUAGAUGGAGAGAUUCUGAGUGCUCUGGUCAACUAUGUUUAUACGUCCAAAGUGAGCAUCACCCAAGCUAAUGUGCAAAGCCUCCUGGAAGCAGCUGACCUCCUUCAGUUUGGCACGGUAAAGACGGCCUGUGAGGAGUUCCUGAUGCGUUUUUUGGAUGUUGAUAACUGUCUUGGGAUGCAUGCUUUUGCCGAGCUUCAUGUCUGUCCUGUCUUGGAGCGCGAGGCACUGAGGAUUAUACUUGGCAGAUUUGAGGAGCUGAUAUGUCAAGAGGAGUUUUGGGGAAUUGACGUCAAAAAGCUCGUCACAAUUCUGUCUGCUGAGAACGUUAAUGUGUGGAAGGAGGAGACGCUUUUAGACGCGGUUGUGAAGUGGGUGACCUUUGACAUGGAUUCUCGCAAAGAAAACAUUCAGGAUCUACUGCAGUGCGUUCAGCUCGAGGUGGAUGAUGUGUAUCUCACAACCGCUUUAGACGUGCACAAACAAUGUACUGAGCACAAGAUACGAUCGAUCAUCGGCCAGUCUGUGAAAUCUAGUGGUGUUUAUGCAACUAAUAAGAAUCUUGCAUCAAGAAUGUAUAUCAUAGGUGGAUAUUAUUGGCACCCACUGUCAGAAAUUCACAUAUGGGACCCCAUUUGCAACACGUGGGUCCAAGGGAAGGACAUGCCUGACUACACAAGAGAGAGUUAUAGUGUUUCGCUUCUGGGUUCUAACAUCUACGUGACAGGAGGAUACAGGACACACACAGUGGACGCACUGGAUACAGUUUGGAUUUACAACAUUGUCUCAGAUGAGUGGACAGAGGGAUGCUCUAUGAUCACUGCUAGAUACUACCACUGUUCCGUACCCUUACAUGGAUGUAUAUAUGUCAUAGGUGGGUACACAGGGGGUGCCCCAACUCAGGAGACCGAAGUCUAUGAUCCAUUAAAAAAGGAAUGGUUUCCUGUAGCAGAUAUGAUCCAAGGGGUUGGAAAUGCUACUGCGUGUGUGGUGCGAGACAGAAUCUAUGUGACCGGAGGUCAUUAUGGAUACAGAGGGAGCUGCACCUAUGAGAAAAUACAAACUUACAGAGCCGACAUCAAUGAGUGGAGCAUUACGACAAUAAGUCCCCAUCCAGAAUAUGGACUUUGCUCAGUGUCACUGAACCACAAGCUCUACCUGGUGGGUGGUCAGAGCACCAUCACGGACUGCUAUGACCCAGAGAGAGAUGAAUGGACACAGAUAGCCAUGAUGAAGGAGAGAAGGAUGGAGUGUGGAGCUGCAGUAAUAAAUGGGUGCAUCUAUGUGACUGGUGGCUAUUCUUACUCCAAGGGCACAUAUUUGGAGAGUAUAGAGCGAUAUGACCCUGAACUGGACUGCUGGGAGAUAGUAGGGAACCUACCUAGUGCGACUCGCUCACACGGCUGUGUUGGUGUGUUCUGUCUGUAGAUUUAUUGUUCGUGUGUUAUAUUGUAUUUAUAUAAUAUGUGAUUGGGAGUCAUGUGUUGGUAGAGUUUGUACUGAUAGUGUUUUGUAUAUUGGAUCUAGUAUCCAAAAUUGAAGGAGACAGACAACGCACAAGAUUUAUAUGCAAUUUUUUUAAAGAAAUUAACUUUUUUUUUUUUUGUGAGAGUUGUUACAUAUACACAUUCCUACACCCACUGACCUGCUUACCAGGACAAAAUAAAUAAGCACAGCCUCAGAAACUUCUCAUAUUUUUAUAGAAUUGUUUAAAAAGAAUGACAACGAAUGAAGGGGGGAGAAAUGGGCUAAGAGAGUGGCCUGAAAAGCUGCUUUAGAAAUCAAACUUAAAUGAACUUAUAAUUCCUCGCUUACUUAUACAGUAUGUUCACAAUAAAUCCAAAGUGAAAAUACAAAAAGAAUGUUUAACUUACGUGUGCUUAAUAUACGUCUUUGACACUGGAUUGAAAAAGUAAUUUGGUAUUCACCAACUCGAUACUGUAACCUGUACUGUGAAAGCCAAGAUCUGAAUUUUUUUUUUUUAAACAAGGGUUUUGAUUUAUCCUUUGGAAUCCAUAUACCUGGUACAUUUCCUGUGAAACUUGAGAUUAAGUGCCUAUAAAUAUAUUAACUGAGACUGAUUCACUAAACGACUUCCCCUUCAUGUACUGUGGAUUUCUUAUUCUUUACUGCUCAUUUCACACAUUUAUAAACCGUUAUUC